AUGAGGGUGCUGCGACGUUUGUUGUGUUUUUUUGCUUUCUUGCUGAACGUUGCCUCUCUCUGCACGUCCGCUAGCGGGGCUGCUGGACUUCCUGAAGCUGCUACUGAAUCUCGUUGCCCUUCGGGUUCUUCUAAGCCUGAUUGUCCUCCUGGUGGUCCUGCACCUGCUGUUCAACCUCCUGGAACACUUCCUGCUGCUGUUUCUACUCCUUCUCCACGUGCCGGCGGUAAAGAUUGUACUUCAGAUAUGACUGAUCCUUUGUGUACUGCUAGCGAUAGUGAACAUGAAGCUGCUCCUACUGAUGAUUGUGUGACAUCUUCUGACAAGAAGAGUUGCCCUAACAAUGAUGCUGACACUCAAGAGAAUUGCCGUGAUGAUUCUGGUGGUGCCUGUACACAAACAGAAAUAAUCCCUGCUCCUGAACAGUCUGGUAAGAGUCCUGUUAAAAAUGGUGAUGAAAAUCCGCACGACCGUCUUGAUGAAAAUAGUAUACCUGGUGCUGAUGGUCAUAGUAAUAGUGGUCCCGGUAAUAAAGCUGAUGCUGGUUCUGCUGCGGGUACUGGUGGUGUUGCUGCUGGUCGUACUUCUCAUUCUGAAGCUCCUAUUCCUGCUGCACCUGCUCCUUCUACUGCAGGGAACAGUGAUGCUCCUUCUGCAAAUCCUCAACAUACAAACAAUGAAGCAAGUGAAACUGGACCAUCACCAACUACACCUUCUUCCAGCAGUUCAGCCACAGCAAGUGACGGUGGUUCAACUACUGCAUCAAAUGAGACUGAUAAUACAUCUUCAGGGAGUGAGUCCACAACCAACCAAGAAGGUGUGGCAAGUAAUACAGAUACAACCACCACCACCACAACAACAACCACAACACUUCCUCCUGAACUCACAAACAACAAGAAGGGUGAUGCAGACAGCAGCAGCAGUAUCAGCAGUUCUGUGUGGGUGCGUGUACCACUACUGAUUGUGGUUACACUGGCCUGUAUUCUUGUGUGCUGA
This is a messenger RNA of Trypanosoma theileri, 996 nucleotides long. RefSeq lists its product as uncharacterized. The record is from RefSeq and is a predicted model, not a curated record. The transcript has a single exon. The coding region runs from base 1 to 996 and encodes 331 amino acids. Lineage: Eukaryota; Euglenozoa; Kinetoplastea; Trypanosomatida; Trypanosomatidae.